Messenger RNA from Cottoperca gobio, 1684 nucleotides. RefSeq lists its product as uncharacterized. The record is from RefSeq and is a predicted model, not a curated record. Bases 136 to 1140 code for a protein of 334 amino acids. The transcript is spliced from 9 exons. Lineage: Eukaryota; Metazoa; Chordata; Actinopteri; Perciformes; Bovichtidae.
CACAGAACAACUCUGGACACACAGCAGGCUCUUCUUCCUGUUUACAUGUCAAAUGUGAAACAGAAGUUUUGUCAACAGAAGGCGGGCGAACUCCAAUAAUGUAAUCUCCGGCCCUGCAGGCUAAUCUGCAAGGAAAUGGCCGAGACAAGUCCUUUGUUGGGCAACCAGAUUUCUGGGCAACCACCGGAGGACCCAGACCUUCUGUCUGCAAACCUGAGGCCGAGGCACCAGCAGCUGAUCCCGACACCAUGUGGACCGAGGAAGCCCUGGUCGGAGCUAUCGUGGCUGCUCAAGCUCUACUACUGCUUCACCGUAGCGUCUCUGCUGGCGCUGCUCGGCCUCGCCCUGUCCAGCAUCCUCAAGCAGCGCAUGGACACGGAUGUGACUGAUGAGGACAACUUCACUGUGUCUCUCAUCCAGUUUGUUGGAAUAUCGUUCUGCAUCUACUACAUCAGCCGGGGAGUGUUGCAGGAGAACAAGCAGGAGCUGGUGGUGUUUGUGCUCAGCGUGUUGUUGCUGAUGGUUCGAUCGGUGGUCAACUACUUGGUGCUGGAGUCAAAGAGCAAGCAGGAGCUGCUGGCUCGUUUUGUGUGCAUCAUGUGUCUGGGCAUAAUCCACGUCUUCUGCACCACGAUGCUCAUCAAGAGGCGCAACAUGAUGGCGUUCCGUGUGGGCGGCGCCUUGGAUUCUCUCCAGGAGCAAUACUUCCUGCUCAACCUGUGUUUCUCCAUGGUGACCUUUGACCUUCAGGCUCAGUUGUGUCUCUGUAUCCUCAUCACAACAUCGGACUCGGCCAUGUCUGCUCCCAACAUCAUCAUCCUGGGAGUCGGAGUGGUGUGGGCCUGCCUGACAGCCACUGUCGGAGCUGUUGCGGUUUUAAAGGAAGCCAAGGUGUUAGUGUGGGUCUUCAUGGUGCAGAACCUUCCUCAACUAGCCUUCUUUGUUUAUCUGAUGUACGAGGUGGGAAUGAAAUGGUUCCAGGACAGCACGUACAGCACGUACACCCUGGAGGCUGCUGCCGUCACAGGAGCUUUGAUUUCACUGGCGAUUAAAGGAGUUUUAUUCUGGGGCCUCAUCAGAUUGGUGCACAGCUUUGGCCAAGGCCUGAGAGAGAGGAUGUUUGCAGACAGCAAGUGUUAAAACAUCCGAUGGUCGUGGUCCAAGGAUACAGCUGCACGCUGAGGCCUAACAUCAAGAAGCUUUUGCACUGGGCUGCUAUGGAGCUCAUAUUAUUCAACUCCACAAAAAAAGUAUCAGUCAGCUGACAUAGUUUUUCUUUUUUUUAUCUGAUGUGCUGAUUACAGUAUAUUGUAUUUUAGCGAACACUUCUUUCUAACAUAUCUACAGGACGUCAAAGCAUCACAACUGAAACUACAUCAAGUGCCUUUGCCGGGUGGAAUCAUGAUGGCUUUUAAUUAGUUUUUGCUGUAAUAUACAUUGUAAUAUCAUAAUCUGUUGGUGUUAACUGUGUAAACGCCAAAGGUUAUUUUAAGAGGCCAACAUCUUCCAUCUCAAAAGAAGCUUUUAUCUUGAAAGGGCUUUUGUUUUCUUCCUGUAAAUUACAACGAAUGACUGACUUUAGUUUGCUUUUGUAAACGUCUAACUUAGAUCCUGUGACCUGCAUUGUCUUGACUACUCCUUUUUUUUACUUACUCAAGAUUCUUAAUAAAAUACCAAAACAAGA